Messenger RNA from Mugil cephalus (flathead mullet), 3958 nucleotides. RefSeq names its product tripartite motif containing 62, tandem duplicate 1 (gene trim62.1). NCBI's taxonomy places the organism in Eukaryota, Metazoa, Chordata, Actinopteri, Mugiliformes, Mugilidae. The record is from RefSeq and is a predicted model, not a curated record. Gene Ontology annotation, biological process: positive regulation of canonical NF-kappaB signal transduction; innate immune response. The transcript has 6 exons. Gene Ontology annotation, molecular function: protein binding; zinc ion binding. Bases 286 to 1785 code for a protein of 499 amino acids.
AAUUAGAUGUAUCUUAAAAAUUAUGUGUUUGCUAGAUCCCCCCGUCUUUUUAAAGCAGUUGGUUGCAUCUGUUGCCGCUGUGUGUUGCUCUUCUUCCUGAAAGACACUUGGCUCGGAGCUGCUGAUGUCGCCGUGGAGAACCUGAGACAAUAACUUGAAAUCCCAAGAUUCCCAAAGGUCUCGUCAGUCAACUCCUACAUGGCAGUGAGCCACUCUCUUACACAUUAAACCAAGUAUUCUCAGAACAUUGCACUCUUAGAUGCCGCUCUGCCUCUGUCUUUGCAAAUGGCUUGCUGUCUGAAGGACGAGCUCCUCUGUUCCAUCUGCCUCAGCAUCUACCAGGAUCCCGUCAGCUUUGGCUGCGAGCACUACUUCUGCCGCAAGUGCAUUACUGAGCACUGGAGCAGACAGGAGCCUCACGGAGCGCGGGACUGUCCCGAGUGCCGUAGGACCUUCACUGAUCCUCUCCUUUCGCCCAGUCUCAAGUUAUCCAACAUUGUGGAGCGCUACUCGGCCUUCCCUCUGGACGCCAUCCUCAACGCUCAGAGGAGCUCGUACCCUUGCAAGGACCACGAGAAGGUCAAGCUCUUCUGCCUCACUGACAAAAGUUUGGUUUGCUUCUUCUGUGACGAGCCGGCGCUACACGAGCAGCACCAAGUGACAACCAUCGACGAGGCGUACGAGGAGAUACAGAGGGAGAUGAAGGAGCAGCUGGCCACCCUGCAGGACAGUGAGAAGGGACACACAGAGGCUCUCCAGCUACUGCAGAGACAACUCACUGAGACCAAGUCCUCAGCUAAGAGUCUGCGUGCGACCAUCGGCGAUGCAUUUGAGCGCCUUCACCGCUUCCUGCGUGAGCGCCAGAAGAGCAUGCUGGAGGAGCUCGAGAUGGACACGGCCCGAAAGCUGGCCGACAUCGAGCACAAGAUCCAGCGCUACAGCCAGCAGCUGCGCGACGUCAAGGAGGGGAUCCAGAUCCUGCAGGAGCGCCUCAACGAGACGGGGCGACACGACUUCCUGGAGGGUGUGGCCGUCACUUCUGAGAGGUGCUUCACCUGCUCCGCGUUCGCUGAAACAGCCCCAGUAUCAUCACUGCAGGCCAAUCAGAAAAUGCGGUUGAUUAAAGGGAAGAUACAUGAGACCAAUCUGACGUACGAGGACUUCCCGACAUCCAAGUACAUGGGGCCCUUACAGUACACAAUAUGGAAAUCACUCUUCCAGGACAUUUCACCAGUGCCGGCCGCUUUGACCCUCGACCCCAUCACCGCCCACCAAAGACUGAUCCUCUCGGACGACUGCACCAUCGUGGCCUACGGGAAUCUGCACCCGCAGCCUCUGCAGGAUUCCCCGCGCCGCUUUGACGUGGAAGUGUCUGUCCUGGGCGCAGAGGGCUUCGUGUCCGGCGUUCACUACUGGGAGGUGAUGGUGUCGGAGAAGACGCAGUGGAUGAUCGGCGUGGCCAACGAGACAGUCAGCCGCAAAGGCAGCAUCCAGAUCCAGCCGAGCCGCGGCUUCUACUGCAUCGUCAUGCACGACGGGAACCAGUACAGCGCCUGCACCGAGCCCUGGACCCGCCUCAACGUCAAGAGCAAGCUAGAGAAGGUGGGGGUGUACCUGGACUACCCCAAAGGCCUGCUCAUCUUCUACAACGCGGACGACAUGUCCUGGCUCUACACCUACCGAGAGAAAUUCCCCGCUAAGGUCUUCCCCUACUUCAGCCCCGGCCAGAGCCACGCCAACGGCAAGAAUGUGCAGCCGCUGCGAAUCAACACUGUGCGCCUUUAAGAGCUACACGUACCUGGGGCGGUCUGUCCUGGCAGACGAAUCCAUCAUAGAUUAAUUGAAUUGUGUGUUGCAAAAGCUGUUCAAGAAAUAAGUUUAAUAGGGUGUUUGAAAUGUUCCUUUCUUUUUGUUCGGUGUUAGGAAUUGUUCUUGAUGUUGCUCUUAAAACGUGCGCUGGUUUUCUGUACUUUUCUGUUUUUGGACUCGGAACAAACACGGCCUGCACACGAGCCUCGUUCUGAAAAGAUGACACUAAAUGGGGACAGGGGGACACCUGGGCUCCUCUGGGGUCUGUGGCAGCAGUGAAGACGAAAAGAAAAAAAGAAAAAAUAGUCCCUCCCUUUUAGCGUUACUGUCCACCUUGCACACUCCCAGGGGACCACUGCUCUCCGUAUGAGGCCCCGCUCCUCCUCGACGUCUCCUCUCCCUGUCCAAGUGGACGGUGAAGACCGGUUACCAGUCCUCUCCGUGCUGUACAGUCGGCUUAGCUUUGUUCGUGGAAUGUGAUUGACAGCGCUCGGCUUUUGGUUGGCCAGAGAUUGGCUCUGAACUCCUCUUCUGUUGGCACUUUUCUUUUUACUUGUUUCUGAGAUUUUAGAUUCUCCCGGAGGUCAUGUGCAAAUGUGUCUGUACAGUGUUUAUCAUUGCAAGGACAUCUCCUGUUCUUUGUGCACCAGCGAUUAUCCAUGUCACCUUCAGAAUGAAUGGAAAAAAAUAGAAUACAGUCGGCCCGUCUCUGUUCAGGGUGGAGGUGGGCGGACUGUCUGCGUAGAGGGGCUGGUCGUGCAGAAACAUGCUGCUAUUGGUGGAGUAAGGACUUUUAAGUUUGUAUAUAUAAUAUCAGAUAUCUUCAUGCCCGCCCAACGUUCUUCCACAUUAGUGUUGCAUUCAAAUACAUUUCUGCUUCCAGUCAUGAGGUUUAAUCAUUUUGUCUUAAUAUCAAAUGAAAAUCAGAGCAGAGACGUGUGCUUGUCAACGUGUACGAUGUGAAAUUCUAAAGAUUCAAAGAUCGGCUCUCGCUCACGGAGACCAGCUGUUGCUUCUCAUUUGAAACAAUUUAAAUGUAAAUUAAACUGAGCCGUAUGUUCGGAGGAAUCAAAUAAACCGUUGAUCAGCGGAUGAACUCGAGCACUAAAAUGCUUUCUCUCUCGCGACUGGCAUCUCCCAAGACUGCUGCUGUGUUACGUAACUAGAACACCGGUGAUAAGUCCUCUGAGGCUCCGACAUGUCGAUGUCUUGGCCCCUCAAGUGCUCUUGUUUUUCAUUAAUUGUACACAAGUCCUGAGGAUUCUGCUUAUGUCCCUCGGCCAAGUCCAGCGUACUGAGAAACACAUCUGUGGUUGGGCGGGAAAGUGCACAAGUGUUUAAUUUUUUAUUUUUUUUGCAGCCUGGUUCAGCUGUAAUUUCAAAUCCAGCUUUGGUUGUGGCUGAUAAACCUCCGAGACAUUCCCAUGCAGUGGCCAACAGUGAAUACUUUGGGAUCAGAUUUUUCCUCUUUGGGAAAUAAAUAUAUAUAAAUGAACAAGCUAAAAAAAAAAAAAAAACACUACAACCUCCUUUUGCCACUGUAUUUUCCUGCCUUUGUGUGUGUGUGUGUGUCGUCUGUGUUGUCCAUUGAAAAGAAAAUUGGGGCAGUGCCCUUGUUUUCGUAGGAAGUGAUUCAAGUAUGUGCAGUAAGAUGCAAACUAGGGUCAAAUUGUGAGCAAAAUUAUUCCUGGCGUUUGUCUUAGCUUGCACAGAUCUGCAGGGGCCUGUGAGUUAUCCAGAAGUUAUCUGAACAAUGCUGCUCACGGGCAAACGAGAGAACACGUCGCUCAGCAACAUUUUAGGUUCAGACGAUCGGGACCGUGUUCAAGUCGAUGUAUCUUAAAAUAAAACCCGGCUGCAGGUUGAAACUGAACUUGACCCCAGUUUGCUUUGAGCUUUCGUAAAGAAUUUGAAUAUUCAGAAGGAGAUUAUUGCGAGGCGGUGUUGGGUAACGGCGAUGGAUGGUGGUGAGACAAAUGAUUAAAAAUGAUUCUAAUGACUAUGACACUUUUAAUGGUUAUAAUGAUGAUUGUGUCUUCUGAUGAUGGCGACUGCGCACCCAUCAUUGUGUGAACACACUCUAGUGUGCUUUUGCUGCUGGAGGUUUGUGUGAAAUGUUUUAAUGUACAAUAAAGGACUUUGAAAAUCA